This is a messenger RNA of Indicator indicator, 622 nucleotides long. It is a transcript of the gene CCDC12, whose product is annotated as coiled-coil domain containing 12. The coding region runs from base 1 to 588 and encodes 195 amino acids. Lineage: Eukaryota; Metazoa; Chordata; Aves; Piciformes; Indicatoridae. Gene Ontology annotation, cellular component: post-mRNA release spliceosomal complex; U2-type spliceosomal complex. The record is from RefSeq and is a predicted model, not a curated record. The transcript has 7 exons.
AUGGGGUUCGCCGAGCCGCGAAUGCACUUUGGGAUUGUACGGAAAGGAGGGGGAAAGAUGGCGGCGCCCGGUGGUGGUGUGGCGGUAGCGGAGGCGGCGGAGGGCCCAGCUUUGGGGAGGCUGGAAGAGGAGGCGAGGAAGCGGCGGGAGAGGUUGAGGGCGCUGCGGCAGCGCACGCUUCAGAAUCAGGACAGUGGUGAACCUGAGAACAAGAAGCUCAGAGAAGAUGAGGAAGAGGAGACUGUCAAGCACAAGGAGAUCAAACUGCGAAACUAUGACCCCGAAGAUGAGGAGCUGAAGAAGAGGAAGGUGCCACAAGCCAAGCCAGCCUCAGUGGAAGAGAAGGUGAAGGACCAGCUGGAAGCUGCCAAGCCAGAGCCCAUCAUCGAUGAGGUGGACCUGGCAAACCUGGCCCCCAGGAAGCCUGACUGGGAUCUGAAGCGGGACGUAGCCAAGAAGCUGGAGAAGCUGGAGAAGAGGACCCAGAGAGCCAUUGCUGAGCUGAUCCGGGAGCGGCUGAAGGGGCAGGAGGAGGAGCUGGUGACUGCCGUGGGGUCGGCAAAGCAGGAGGGGAGUGACUCAGACUGAGGAGGUCCUUCCAGCAGCCUCGGGUGUGGCUCUG